Molecule: messenger RNA, 2930 nt
Organism: Betta splendens (Siamese fighting fish)
Lineage: Eukaryota; Metazoa; Chordata; Actinopteri; Anabantiformes; Osphronemidae
Gene: igfbp5a
Product: insulin-like growth factor binding protein 5a
Exons: 4
Coding region: 464-1228 (254 amino acids)
Biological process (GO): regulation of insulin-like growth factor receptor signaling pathway
Cellular component (GO): extracellular region
Molecular function (GO): fibronectin binding; insulin-like growth factor II binding; insulin-like growth factor I binding
Source: RefSeq, a predicted model, not a curated record
ACAUACCCAUCGUUAUAGGCUUCGCCUCUGGCAGUUUCUUUUUUAAAAGGAAAGCUCAAAGCCACAGAUUAUACAUUCUGCUCACAAGCCGCGCGGGGAAAAUAACCUACGGAGAGCGCGGCAGCGGGACUAAGAGUCUCUUGGAGAGGGAGCGCUUGCGCGUAAACGGGCACCGGGCAUCGCCGAAGACAAAUACGCGGUGCCUGGAUAUUUUUAUUUGCUCUUUUAAUAUAUUGCUGACUGUUCGGUUGAAGGAGAGCGCAUCGGGAGGAGAAGAGUUCUUGUGGAUUGCAAGGAGCGGAUGCGGUAACAUUCGGGGGCUUGAGCGCGCAAAGCACCUGUGGAUGCGGCAGCAAACCUCCCUCUGAUGCUCGGACUCGAAGCGGUUGCGCAGCAAGGAUUCAACGCGCGAUUUAGUUGAUAACUCGUCAAAGCCCGUCCGCAGUUAGACGCUCGGCGCACCAUGCUGCUGAGAGUUUCCUUCCUGGUGGUUCCCCUGCUGAGCAUGAGCGGCUGCGGCGCGUCGUACGUGCCGUGCGAGCCGUGCGACCAGAAGGCCCUGUCCAUGUGUCCGCCGGUGCCGCUCGGGUGCCAGCUGGUCAAGGAGCCCGGCUGCGGCUGCUGCCUGACGUGCGCGCUCGAGGAGGGCCAGCCGUGCGGCGUGUACACGGGGCCGUGCGCGCGCGGGCUCCGCUGCCUGCCCAAGAACGGCGAGGAGAAGCCGCUGCACGCGCUCCUGCACGGCCGCGCGGUGUGCAGGAACGAGAAGCUGUACAAGCUGCUGCAUCCGUCAAAAGACGAAUCACGUGACAUGCUGCAAACCAAGGUGGCCUUAUAUGGAAGAGACUACAUCAGCAGCCAGAAAGCUCUGGCCCAGAAGCACGCCAACGACCGCAAGAAUCAGCUGUCCCGGCGGGGAUCGACCCCCAAGGACUCACCGCUGCUGAGCCCGGAUAAAGUGGAGCACGGGCUCGGGCCGUGCAGGAGGAGACUGGAUAAUGUCAUUCAAAGCAUGAAGGACUCAUCUCGGGUCAUGGCGCUGUCUCUCUACGUCCCCAACUGUGACAAGAAGGGCUUUUUCAAGCGCAAACAGUGUAAGGCGUCGCGCGGACGGAAGAGAGGCAUCUGCUGGUGCGUUGACCGCGUUGGCACGAGAAUCGGCGCGAACUACACCGGAGGAGACCUGCAGUGCAAAGAUCUGGACAACAGCAGCACCAGCAACGAAUGAGAGCCGAAACCAUGAGCCCCUGCCGCCCAUAAAACCUGGCAACCGAGCUAGCAUACGUAAUGACUGCCCUUAAGGAAAACGCGGCACUAAUGCUUCUAUAUAAAUAUAUGUGUAUAUGGUCAGGUGUGAUGGACUGCAUCAUAGUUUUGUUUUGUUUUGUUUCUUAAAGGGAAGCCAAUCUGAAAAGCUUACUUAGACGAACAUCUGCACACGUAGGUCUUACCUUCGGCUCCCCUCUGUCUGUGUACAACCUUCGAGGUCACCUCAUCUGUUUAUAUCCAUAGAUAAUAGAGAAUUACAUAUAUAUUUGUAUAAUAAUGAUUCCAUGUUGUGUAGUGAGACUGAGAGGCAAGUUAUACUGUAUAUUGCUAAAUGUACUCCAAGAAUUCAAAGACAAGACAUAUUUCAAGUGUGGCUGAAAUUUCCAGGACAAUAGGAGACGUCCAAGAAAGUGAGUCGGUUUAAAUUGGAAAAUGUUUUAGUGAGUCUUGCCCUCAACCUACUGCUUCUGGAUAUUAUCUGAUGUGUAGGGGGAAUGUGCCAAGCAGGAAAAGGGGGAGACAGGCUCUGCAGGGUUCCUGUCAGGCUGUGUAUAUCAUCAUCCUCCUCCUCAUCAUCAUCAUCGGAUGGCCGAGAACCAACUCAAGAGCGGUCGGGAGACGUGCAGAAUCAGCAGAAAAGUAAUUUCCGCCAUUUCCAUUUCAGCACGAAAGCUUUCAUUAUGUGCUCAGAGAAGACUUGGAGAACUGUUGGCCCGUUGUCACAAAGUGGAGACAAAUCUGUCCACUCGUGGCUACACGCCGAAUGAAAUAGUGUGAAAUAGCCUGAUCGGUGCCACUGAACGCGAGGCUAACGCCAGUGUCUGAUUAGCUUAGCUUAGCUUAGCUUAGUUUAGCAUAAAAGCCAGGAACCAGCUUCUGCCCAAAUGUAAAAAUGCUAAAAAAUGUUAUUUAGGCUGUAUCAUGUGUAUUUCAAAAAGCUGUGGGUCGAUUGCUCACAAGAUCAGCCCAUCCAGGCUACUGUCCUUCGCUGUCCGCACACAAAUCGUAUGCAAAGGCCUGCGAGGCCCCCACUGCCCCUGCACAGGCAAAUCUGUGGCGGCCUCGCUCUCAGGGGUUUAUCGGGUCCCUUCGUCCUGCGGAGAUCAAGGUUGCCGGGUUUGCAUGUAAAUUCCAGUGCCUUCUGCUCGAUGCCACUUUGAAUUCUUAUUUGCGUGUGAAUCCAGGGUGUUGUUGGAAACGCGACGCUCCAGCACAAUAGGCAGAAAAAACGAUUUCAGGUGUGGACGUGGUCUGACGAACUGCCUGAAAGCUUCAGUUUCAGUUUCCAGUGGAAGUGCCAUCUUCCACCCAAGAGCAGAUGAGUGGAUGAUGAAACAAGGACAAAGGUUUUUGUUUUAUACUGUACUUCCUGUUUUUGUUGUUUAAUUAUGAAUCUUGUUAUUUUAGGAAUCACUAUAUUCAAAUUGUGGCAUUAGGAGACCUUUGACAGGGGCUCAUCAGCCUAUUCUUCCCAGUAAUGCAACUCUCUCGUGUUGUUGAUUCUAGCAGAUAUAAAAACACAACACAGUGACACUGUGUCUGAAGCUUGUUUGACAAAUAUAAAUGUGAACAUAAUAGUGAAAUAUUUAUCAGGCGUGUAAUUGACGUACUCAUUAUUUUGUAAUGACAAAUCUCUAUUUAAUAAAGUUUCUGUAGCUGCA